This is a messenger RNA of Linum trigynum, 3469 nucleotides long. The record is from the annotation of a GenBank genome assembly. Lineage: Eukaryota; Viridiplantae; Streptophyta; Magnoliopsida; Malpighiales; Linaceae.
ACAACUAAUGUGGCUAAAAUGCUUUCUCAAUAAAAUGACGGGCCUUUCCACACACCAAAAAAAAAAAAAAAUGACGGGCCUUCAAGAUCUCUGGGCCCAGCCCUCUGUAAUCUGACAAGCCCAGUCGACGAUAGCCCGAGUGCCCGACAUCAUCCUCGUCAUGCCCAAUUCAAGCGGUAAACAAGCACAAAUUAAAGCGGAAAAAGCAGCAGCAAAACCAAUCCAUCUAUUACGCUGGAAGUCAAAACCCUAGCAGGAGGGUUUAGGCUGCCGGAAAAUCCUCUGUUACAGAGUCGAGGAGCUCCGAUACCAACCAGGGCUAUCAGAGACAGAUUCAGGAAUUUCGCUUGACCCAACUAGAGGUAUUUAUUCCUCGUCAUUGUAUUAGGUAUCUGUUUCACCAUUUCCGCAGAGCUUAGAUAAAGGGGGGGUAAAUGGGUCCUCAAAUCUGCAGGACUCUCGUCACCUUCUAUCUUAGAUCGUCUUCACAUUCUCUCCCAACCCGUUUCCUCGAUCCGAGCUCCGUUUCCUUCUUUUCCUCUAUCGCUAACAAAACAGCUAAAAAAUCCAAAAUUUCUGUGUUCGAUUACUUGGUCAAUCAACAACAGUUCUCCCCUGAUAUUGCUUCCAAAGCCUUGUCGAUCGCAGCCGUGAAGCACAUCAAAACGCCGGAAAGGGCCGACUCUGUGUUAUCAUAUCUCAAGGAUGUUGGUUUCAGCCGAGCUCAGAUUGAAACCAUUGUUCAAAAGGUGCCGCGGGUUCUUAAUUCUGAUGUUGAGAACAUAUUGAAGCCCAAGGUCCAGGUUUUCCAGGAUUCAGGAUUCGCAGCAAAGGAUGUAACCGAGAUAAUAACUGGCGAUCCUUGGAUUCUGACAAGAAGUCCGUUGAACCGACUAGUGCCGUCCAUCGUAGCAUUGAAAAGUGUGGUUGGAUCUGUGGCCGAUGUCGCUGCCUUGUUGAAGAAAUCUGCUUGGUUUUUGAAACUUGAUUUGGAGGCCACCAUGCUGCCUAACAUCGAAUACGUGCAGAGUUUUGGGGUGAGCGAGGAGAAGAUAUUGAGGUUCAUAUCUAGUUUCCCAAGGUUUUUCCUUUUCAAGCCUGAGCAUGUGAAGGAGUUUGUUCGAAGGGUUGAUGAGAUGGGGUUCGAUAGGGAGUCAAACAUGUUUCUGUAUGCUGUUCGGGUUGUAAGUUCCAUGAGUCCAGAGAAAUGGGAGGUCAAAUUGAAGCUGUUGAGGGAUUUAGGCUUUUCAGACGAGGAUAUUCUGUUUGCUUUCAAGAGGCAGCCUAUGGCAUUCUCAACCUCAGAUAAGAAGGUCAAGGAAGUGGUAGAUUUUUUAGUUACCGAAGCGAAUUUGGAAAUUUCAAGUAUUGUGAAAUCCCCUCAGUUGCUCAUUUGCAGCAUUGAGAAAAGGAUAAAGCCACGGCUGAUGGUUAUAAAAGCAUUGCAGAGCAGGAAUUUGCUCUCUCGAGAACCUAAGAUGAACUCUGUUUACAAGAUGGCUCAUGCGUUGUUCUUGAAGAAGUAUGUGCUUCCCUAUUUGGACAAAGUUGAAGGCUUGAUGCGAAUAGCUAUGGGAACAGUAGCUGCCUGAUUGCAUGAAGUUGUUUCUCUCUGGCAAUGGAGAUACAGUCUGCUACAUGCUGCUACAGAAUAAGUGCAAGUGAGUUGAGUUCGAUUCCGCAAAGUCAGAAAUUGAAGUAAGGUGAUGGUCUCUCAAUCACUCAUGGAGGGAUUAUGAACUUGAGGGAACUUACUCAUCAUUGCUGUUUCUUUUCAUGUUUUCUUUCUGUGUUCUACCAAAGGGUAAGUAGUACAAGCUUUUUUUUUUUUUGGCGAUCCAUUUGGCUACCGGUUCAACAUCGUCACGAUUAGAACAACUCACUUGCAGAAAGCUAGGGAUUGAUUGUGGUUGUAUUGUAGUCUGAACUCUAAAUGACCAGGAUUGUGUUUUAUUUUGUUUUGCUUCUUGGUGGCAACUGACUUAAGUUCUCAAUACAACUUUAGGAAUUUGUAAAUGCACUGGUCAUUCUCAAGCAACUUUAGGAAGCUACUCCAGAUAGUUCAGUAAUGGUUGUCAUUUGUCAAGCUGGAGAGUGGAGGAUACUAGGGGUGUUCAAACGGUUUGGUUACCGUGGUAACCAUUUUAACCGGUACUAUUUGGAUAAUUUGGUUUGGUUAAUUUGGAUAAUUGGUUUGGUUUGGUUAAAGUUUUUAGCUUGUUUGGUUUAGGUGGUUUGGUUUGGUUUCAGACACUCCUAACCAGUCAAACCAAAUUAACAGUUAAUUAAUUAAUCAUAUAUCUAACAUAUAUUAUAUACACAUACUUAAUACUUUGCAUAACCACUCAAGAGUCAACGUUCAUCCCUUUUAGACUCAUAUAAAAUAUAAAGCUCAAUAUUGCUCAUAUAGUGUAUAUUUGUAUAUGUAAAGUGUAGACCACAACAUAUGGACGCCUAAUUUAGAUAAAUUUCAUACAUUAUGAUGGAUGAAAACUUGAAAGGAAGGUCAUUUCCAGCCUAUGAUAAUUGCUAAGAGACUAAGUCAAUUUACACAAACACAACAAUUCAUUAACUCAUACCAUUUUCAUAAAUUUUUGUUAGGUGAAUACUUCUAUACUAAUCGUAAGAUAAUUGUCUUAGUUGCAUGUACUUUUGUUAAGGGUCAACUAUAACUACGUGCUGAUUGUUAUGUUUUAUUCAUUAUAUAAAUUGCGAAUUGUUGUAUUAACCGAAAAAUUUUCAUCAUCAAUGAUAAUGUGAUUUAUAUUGGUUAAUCUGGUUAACCAAUUAACCAAACCGAUUAAAUUUUAGUUUGGUUAAUUUGGUUGUUGUAUUAGUUUGGACGGUUUGGUUAUGAUAUUGUAUUCCAUGGUUAAUGGAAUUUAGCCUUAUUUGGUUUGGUUAUAACCAUGGUAACCAUUUGAACACCCCUAGAGGAUACGGUGUGUGAUUAUCAUUUUUAUCAAUAUCGGACUGGCCGGUUCAAUUUGAUAAAACCGGAUUGGCUACACUUUCGGUCCUGACAACCUCAAGACGAUAAGAAAUCUAGUUGGACGAGUCAUAAUCGGUUCAUCCGAUUAAUUGGUAAAAUUAGUUCACUCGGUUAACCUGCAAGCUGGACUACCCAAACUACUGUUUUGGGUCUAGUUUUAGUUUUUUCUAAGAACCUAAAACAUAAAAAAGUAAAACUGGACUACCCAAACUACUGUUUUUGGUCUAGUUUUUAGUUUUUUUUUUAAACAACCUAAAACUAGACUAAUAAAUAGUAAUUACCCAAAAAAGUAAAAGAAAUUUUUUUUCUAGUUUUCCUAACCUAAUGCAAAAGAAUAAUAAAUAAAGAUCACGAACUCCACCACUAUAUUCGUCGCGGUACCAUCCACUAUACUAUUGAUCUUACCCGUCGUUGUCGGUUGGUUGCCACCAAUAGUCAAACUCCAAGUCGCGACUCCAUUAAAAUUUCAGAUAAUAA